Molecule: messenger RNA, 16239 nt
Organism: Schistocerca gregaria
Lineage: Eukaryota; Metazoa; Arthropoda; Insecta; Orthoptera; Acrididae
Product: myoneurin-like
Exons: 7
Coding region: 682-2028 (448 amino acids)
Biological process (GO): regulation of DNA-templated transcription
Cellular component (GO): nucleus
Molecular function (GO): DNA-binding transcription factor activity, RNA polymerase II-specific; zinc ion binding; RNA polymerase II cis-regulatory region sequence-specific DNA binding
Source: RefSeq, a predicted model, not a curated record
CUCUCUCUCUCUCUCUCAUAUACACACACGCACGCGAGACUUGUUUAAUAGCAUGGACAAAUAACUGUAAAUUUACUGAAUGUAAACAAUAGAUGGCAGGUAAUUCGCAUCCUGUGCUGCGACCUGCUGUGGGAAGCGACAGUAUAAGGAUGAGCUUUUGGUGUGACUGGGAGUCGAACUAAGCACCUUGUACAUAAUGUCAGAUGCAAGCAGAAACAUGAUGCGUUGUUCUACCUUCGCAAGGUUUUAUCACAAAGAGACUUUUAUAUUUUUCCGCUGGAAUAGAAAGAAAUGGCGCUUAAAAUCAUAAUCGAAAAAUUAGCACUUGUUACGAGGUACGUAAAACAUUUAAGAAUUCGUUUUGGCGUCAAAUGGGUAGGUUUACUCAUUCGCGGAAUGUUUGUUUCUUUUUGUUUCGUACAGCCGCGCCGGCCGGGACAAGCUAGAGAUUGUUAUUUCGGUUUUAAAUCACGCUCUCUCCCAAAUCUACGCGAACGGAAUGCUAUUGAAGUAUUGAGCGUCGUUCUGGUACGACGCCUUAACCAACGUCAUUUGUUCAUCAGUGUUUUUACGGCGUCGUCGUUAGAGGUCAUAAGUAAAAAGAUCGUUAAUAAUCAAGAAAACUCUUUCAUGCACUCGGCUUUUUGUGAAAUGGACGACGGUUGAAAAAAGUGUUAGAAAAUGGGUACAGUACCAAAUUUAGACAAAUUAUGUCGAAUAUGUACAAAUGAAAACACGGAAGGUGUGCCGAUAUUCGGCGAAGAUGGCAAAAAAUUGUACUUAGAAGAAAAAAUCAAGAAGUAUUUAACCAUUACGGUGACGUCUGAAGACGAUUUACCGAAAAUGGUUUGUGGAAAUUGCUGCAGGAAGCUAGAUAGCAUUCAUCGUUUUGUAUCGAUGGCAAUUAAAAUGCAAGACAAAUUGAAAGCACUUGUCGAAGCACGGGGCAAAGAAGAAACGAAAAAGGAACACAGUAUUCUGCAUUCAAUUUUGAGUAAAGGUUCUGAAACUGACAGUGAAGUCACGGAAGUUGAAGUGAGAGUUGACCCGAUGCUUUUUCUUUGUGCCCUUGAAGAUGGUAGUCAUGACAGUGAUGACUCAUUUGAAGCAAGUAGCGAUAUAAACCAGUGUAACAUGACAAAUGAAGAGCAGGAUACCAGUGACAAAGAUGAUUCAAAUGUUACUUGUAGUGUUGAUACUGCUCAUGACAGUGAUACUGACUUGGCAGAAACCAAGGAAGCAGACGAAUGUGAUACAAGUGAAUGUGAUAAUAAAAGUGAGACUGAUGUGCCAACAAACAAUACAAUUCAAGCAAGAGUAGUGCCGGCCCAUGUGAUUACACAUGCCAGCAUUCCUCCUAUUCUGGAAAAAGAAACGAAGCCAUAUCAAUGUACGUUGUGCUCAAGAGGUUUUAAUAAUGAUAUUGGUUUACAAAACCAUUUAUGGAGUCACCUACCAAGGGAUCGUCGUGUUCUUGGUACCAGUGAUGGUAAUCAUAUGCAACGGCACCUUCCAGUGUACUCCUCCAGAGGAGUUCUCCAUACCAAUACUGCUGUUGGAACAGCAGUUCGUUUUGUGUGUCCAGUGUGUGGCAAGAAAAUUUCAACUAAAGGCAAUUUGAAGGUACAUCUUGAGACACAUCGACCCAAAGGAAAAUAUGGCUGUGAUAUAUGUGGAAGGGUAUUCAAAACUCAGUCUAACUUAUACCGACAUAAAGAGUACCAUGGAGGUGUACAGUUUCCCUGUGGCGUCUGUGGCAGGGUUUACCCCACAAAUAGUACAUUGAGAGCUCACAGUAUUACACAUAGUGACUUAAGGCCUCACGCUUGCCCAUUGUGUGAUAAAACAUUCAAACGAAACCAAGACCUAAAGUUUCAUAUAAAUCAGCAUACGGGAGCACGACCAUAUCAGUGUCCCUACUGCCCUAAGGCUUUUGCCAGCUCAGGAAACUGCUUCUCGCAUCGUAAACGUAUGCAUCCUAUGGAAGUGGAGCGUGAUAGAGAACGAGCAGCUCAGCUCAUGAGGUGAGAGGAACAUGUAGGGUAUGGAAACAACUGUGACCUGCACACACCACAGUCCACUGAAGAGUUUUGACCAGUGGGGACCCUAGGUAUGAUAUUUAAGUUUCUGGUUUACCAGUGCUUUCCAGAACUAUGUAUACUUUGAAAGAACUCUUAAUAAUGGAUACAUUUAGUCUUUUACACCAGGCAGUGAUGAUCAGAGUGUAUAGAAAUAAAUAUUAUUUGAAUAGAUGCUUUAAGUGUAUCAAGAACAAUAACAGAUAUCGUGUUCCCAUCUGAGAUAUGAUUGGUUUAGUGUUUUAACAUAUUUUACAAGUUUGAAAGAAUAAUUAUUGUUCGGAUGAAAACAUUGUUAUGUUACUUACCUCUGUAUUUAUAUUUAUAUGAAUGUGAUUUUAACUGAGUUGCUUUGUUACUCCAGUUAUUAACACCUAAAACUAAUUUAUGUUUUGGGUGUUUAAGAUAUAUUUUUAUGAAUAAUUCACUUUUCUGAAUUAUAUUUUUAUCUUACUGCUUAGCUCCAUGAAUGUUUAAUGAUUUGUGAUUAUAGAAUAAGAAUGUAAUAUUUUCAUAGAUGACAAUCAUAUUUUAUAACUCUGUAGGCAAAAGUGUUUUGCAUAUUACUGCUUUAGAGAGAAGGUACAUAUUAAUAGGAUCAGAUAAUGCAAAUACCAUAAUUCAUACAGUUUAUCAUCUGAGUUUAGCUUAACCUUGUUGCAGUUUUAGUUCUUAUGAAAUUUAGGAACUAAGUGAAAGUAGAAACUGAUACUGUUUCUCAAUACUAUUUUUUUGCCUCUGAAUGCUAAUAAUUAAACAAUAAGUCCCAAUAACCCACACUUCUGCAGUCACCUAUGUGAAGAAAUUGGCAUGAGAUAAGCCUAACAACAUAAAUUGUGCCACAUUUUUUAAUUUUUUUAAUUUUUAUUUUUUAUUACUUUUUUGUGCUCAAAAUGCUAGUGUCUCUUAGCAAACCAAAUUUUCUUGAUAAUACUUGGUAAAUAUUACUGUUAAGUUCAAAACUGAUAAGUGAUGGAAGACUCCUCAAAUUUUCAAGCUUAAUUGGAAUCUACAGAGCUAGCUCCAAGAAAUGCAUCUCAGGUCAUUAUGAAAUUCUGCAUUUAUCAGCUUUUUAUGUAUGGUUGGGCUGCUCUGAAUUUGCUCUUCAAGGUGAUUAAUGAGGGAAAUACUUUUUCAUUCCUGACUUCUCUCUUGUUUCUUAAUAUGUUGAGUCAUUUUGUCUGCAGAGUUAAGUACUCUUAGUUAUAAAGGUAUUGUAUUUUGUUAUGUUCCAUUUUCAAAAUUCCUGCAGUAUGUUUUGUGUUUGUAAGCAUACAGCUAUAGAUUUGUAAAGAUGCAGAUGUAGAUGCAGUGAAGUACAACUCAAUGAUAUCUUAAUAGAUUUCAGGAAAUUAAAAAAAAUACACCUACCUCCAUUUUGUUGUUGACUGUGUGUCAAGAAUGCAACCAUUUUAAAAAUGCAAUAACUUAGGUACACUACCUCCUCACUUGCAUUUAUCACAUCUGUGAGACUGCUCUAUAAAAUUUAUAUGGUACUUUUGAUGUUGGAAAUGUGGUUUUGUUUAUGUGCCAAUAUAUUCUUAGUCUUUACAUACUGUAAUUGUAGCUGCCAUGUAUCUUUAGUGUAUUUAUUGAUACACUCAUUUGAACAAUUGCAGUAGUUCAAGAAUAUUCUUGAACAAUUUUUUGUGAUAAGCACUUUUGUCUCUAUAGUGCAACAAACUUAAUUGUAAUGGAGUAAAAAUUAUGUUCAUUUAUUUAGCGUGGUAAAACACACUAUUAAUAUAUAGAUAAUUCUGAAUUAAGUGAAUUAAGCAGUUCUGGUCUUGAAACACUAAGGUGAAGCUUUGUGCUUAGUAAUGUACUUAGCAUGUGGUUAUGAAGAAAUUUUUGAAGCCUUUGAUGAGCAUUCUCAAGGAGGUCCAUUGGUUUUAGAUUAUAAGGCAACAGUAUUUGGCUUCAGGCUAGUGAAAUUAUGUUCCUAAUGUAGGUAAUUUUUGCUUAUAUUAGUCUUAUCGAUUAGAUAAUCCAGUUUUACUUUAAGUUCAACUGAUUUUGCUGUGAAUUAAAAUAGGAUUGGAUGCAUAAUAUAUCUUAUUUUAGUAUUUUAUCCACCUUCAGCAACUAUAACUGAGCAAACCAAAAUAAUCAGCAACUGGUUGCACAAAAGAAAUUCUAAUUUCCUUAACCAGUUUAAGGUGCUUAGUACCCUUCUUCUGAAGAAGGCCACGAAGUGCUUAAAACCACUGAAAGAAAUUAGAAGUUCUUUUAUGUAACUGGUUACUGAUUAUUUUGGUAUACAAAUAAUACAGAGAGUAAAAAUGAGCAACCAUUCACCUUAUAGCUGAGGUGUUAAGUAAUUGAUAAUUUACAAUAAAGAUUUUUCAAAAGCUCAGUGACGUUUCCAUUGCAACUUUUCGGUUGUUUUCAAUGUGAGUGAAUGACAAGCUAUAAACAAGAUUGUCCGAAAACUUAGUAAUAUUUUCAUUGUACCUCUUUGGAAUUAACUAUUACAAUAUGCACAUAAAAGGCUGUAUUAUGUCAGACAAUUUAAUUGUCCCAGCACUACAUCCCAACUAUGUUGCUUCAUCAUCUUUCAGCCAUAUACACUCUAUUCCCACUUGUAUCCCUACUCAUCACAAUUGAGGCCAUCUUCUUGUACACCAAUAUCCUAUACGUUUGAUUGUGCCACUAUUGAACACUUCCUCUCUCAAUGUCCUGCUGAUUCCAAACUUUCCGCCUCCUUCCUAAUAUACCUGACCAACAAUAUCCAUACCCAUAACUACUUUUUCUCCAAGGGAGAGAUUUACAAACAAAUCUCUGGCAGGACUGUGGGCACCCACCCACAUAUCACCUGCCUAUGUGUCAUCUGGAGGAAACCUUUGUAGCCACUUAAGGUCCUGUAUCUCUUAUCUCAUUUGGAUUUGUUGAUAAUACCUUCUUGACUUGGACUCAGGGUUAAGACACACUGUCUUCUUCCUUCCACAGCGUCUUCUCUCCUGUAUCUUCACUUGGUGAUCUUUAGCAAAGUGUAUUGCAUUCUUGGACAUUGAUGUACACCACUUUAAUUGCUCCGCAAAAAGCUCUGACAGUGUCAAGCCCAUUAACCAUCAACAGCACCUCCACUUUGAUAACUGCCAUCCAUUCUGCAGUAAAAAGUCUGUCCCAUACAUUCUGGGCACGCACGGAUGGUACAGCUGCAGUGGCAAGCAAUCCUGCGGAUAGUCUGCUGUGACAUUACCCUCAAAAUCUAGUCUGUAAACAGAACUCCUUGUCUUAUCCACACAAGUCUCUGAUCCUCCAACCACGUCUGUGAACCAGUUGCAAAAGAGCACAGCCCUUAUUAUCCAAUACCAAUCCGACAUUAACCACAUCCUUUGCCAGGACUUUCACUACCAAUUGUCAUGCCCAGAAAUAAAGGACAUUUUUUUUCUAAAUCUUCCCCAUCUGUCUCAAAAUGGUUUUCCCCUGCCUUCUCAAUGUAAGCUACAUCCUAUCCCAUUUUUGAAUGAAAUGUAUUCCCAAUACCUAGUCACAUAGGUCAUAUCAAUUUGGAAGGUCCAGGUGCAAGACCUGUCUUAUGCAACCACCCAGUGCUUCCAAUUCCAUUCCCAUAAUAGACAUAUCCUGCACUGUGACAGGCAGGGCUACUUGUGAAAGCAGUCAUGGCGUAACGCUGCAAUGUCUGCACAGCGUUUAAAGUGGGUAUGACCAUUGCCUGAUUGUGAACAAGAACAAUGUUGACCACCCACUGGCAGAACGUGCUGUUGAAAACAAUUUGCUCAACUUCAGCAGUGUUUUCUCUCUCUCUCUCUCUCUCUCUCUCUCUCUCUCUCUCUCUGUCUGUCUGUGUGUGUGUGUGUGUGUGUGUGUGAGAGAGAGAGAGAGAGAGAGAGAGAGAUUAGUUACCUUUGAAGAAGAAUAUUGGCCGAAUGCUCAUGAGCUCCUGUUGACCACUCAGUGACUCAAUUAUACUGUGAGUGGUUAGCUUUACUCCUUCCCCUAUUAAUCCUCAUUUAUUCAUCUGUUUAAGAAAAUAAGGAAGUGAAAGAGCAAAAUGCAGAAUAUGAACUUAUUUGUUAAGAAUGUAACUCGCACCGUACAUUUACUCCUCAGUACACAUUUUUCAACAGCUCUUCUUUUUUUCUUUAGUUUAUUGUGUUUCCAUAUUGUUUAUUAUGUAUUUUCUUACUUCCUUGACAACUUGUUGACAGUUACCAUUGGCUUUAAUAUAUUUUAAUUACCAUACUGUAUGAUUUGCUAAAUUCUUUUUUCUGAGCAAGCUCACCUUCGGUUGUACCUUCUUCCUACAUGUGCCUUAUUUAACAGCUAUCCAUAGAAACAAUGUUUCAAAGAUGCAAGUCAGUGUGUUUCAGGACUACAUUUCUGCAAUGUAUCUCUGUAGAAUGAUGCAUACUGCCUUGAUUUUUCAAAUAUAUAAUGAGCAUUCAAAAAAUUAUAGCUAGUUAAUUAACAGUAUCAAAUGCUUUAAUCAACACUAAUUAACUUUAUCAAGUGCAAUGGGGUGUUAAAGCAUAAUCUUUCAUUGUGAAUUUUAACAUUUUUCCCACCAAACUGAAUAUUCAGAAAAGUUUUGUGCUUGCUGCCAUUUGUCAUUAACUACAGUCCAUGAUAUUUCAAUUUGCAGAUAUCCAGUGGAAAUAUCAUGCACAGUGGUUAAUGACAACUGACAACAAGCCUGAAACUUCUUUGAAUAUAAUAUUUAUUUCUUCUUUGUUGAGUGGUUAGAGGGGUAGUUUAUCAUAGAGUAGUAGUUUAUCUAAAAAGAGUGUAAUGAAAGUGUAAAGGCAGCUGCUUCAACCAUACUUUAAUACAAAGAUUUGAACUGAAGAAGUCAAAAAUCCCUUCAUUUCUAAAAAAAUGUGGUACAAACAUAUGUCCAGCAUUUAGCAUUAAAUAGGUUUAUUUUAUAUCAUGCAUAUGGUAUACAGAUCCGAUUUUCUCUUGCCUUUUUUUUCUUUGCAAGAAGUAAUUUGAUUGUAACUUGCAAACAAUUAAUCACAUUUGUUGCUUUUUGGCAUUGGUAAACUGGAUUAAAAGAGAAAGAGAUCAGUGAAUAUUUUCCUUUUAAAAACUGUAUUUUAUGUUGACUGCAACUAUGAAAUGAAAUGUAGUAGUUGGUUAAAGGUAUAUUUAUUAUUGCUUUGACUUCCUGCUCUAGGAAUUGUAUAUCGUUAGCAUCCAAAGUAUAAAAAAAUAAUACGAAUGAUGUAUGUACAUAAAUAAACCAUUUGCAGUUUGGCUUCAUUUGAACCAAAGUUACAUUAAGCGUCAUUGUAACAGUUUUUAACUGAAACAUGGCACAUUCUGAACACCAGGAAAAUUGUAUGUAUCAGUGCUGCUCACAAGAAGGAGCAAACAUAUAAGUCCAUAGAAAUGAAAAUUACUGAAUGACUAAAUGCUUUCCCACUUGGUUACAUCAAUACAGAUCCCACAACAUCCUUCCUCCUAUUCUCUUUUGUCAUUAUUUAACUUUAUUCAUGUGAACAAUGAGAUCUGCUCACUUCCUUUUUCUCGUUUUAUUGUCCCAAAUCUUAUUUUGUCACUAUCAUUCAGUUAUUGCUUAUAUGUAUCUAAUAUUAAUCAAUGCUGUGUUUCCUAUCUUUCCUCUUACAUCGAUUGAUCUUAUUGUGUGAAAAUUUUACUGUCAGAAAUUGCAUUAUUGAAUCAUGCAUUGUGAUAGAGGUUGUUCAUCAAGAGUAAAUGAAUUUAAUUACACAUAUUCUGAUUUGAUGUUUGUCCAUUUAUACUGAGUCAGCUGCUCUCCUGCAGUACAGUAUCUCUAACAACUGCCAUUUCAUAUAGGGGAGGGAUUAAAAUAUUUUUAUUAACUUUGUGUUUUAUUAUUAGUAGCAUUGUUCUUAAAAUUUUAUAUAUCUUCAUUUAUGUUGCACCUUGUAUGAGUAAUUGAAUGUUUUUAAUGCUAUUUGCUCAUUUGUCUUUGAUAUGACCUCUUCUUUGCUGCUUCAGUCAGUAUCAGCAGCAGCAAAGUAAAUUUUUGAGCUGUGUGGAUCACUUAUGUGACUCUUUCUUAUGUUUGUAUUCCAUGCCUUUUUCAUGCUCAGCAUGGUUUUUUGUUCUCCUUUCUCUUGUCCUACAUUAUUGGGUCCACAUUCUCUCUGACUGGUGUAACCUUUGAUUGUUGUAAAGGAGACACACAAAAACAAAAUAGCUAAGAAGAGAAAAAGAUAGUUAGAAAUCUGUACAACUAAAGCUACUAAUAGAUGUGCUUUUGCAGUUUUAAACAAAGGAAAGUGAGACACAAAUAAGCUUGAAAACAAAAGUGGAACAUUGAUUAAAUAGAAAGAACUGGGAAAUAGGGCAGUAUGAAAAAGUUUCUUAGAUUGCUUGAGAGAAAGAUGUCUUGUGGAAAAUGGGAACAGUAAACAGCAGGACUAGGGGGCUAUAAAAGAAUUAAGAGUGGUGGAAAGAGUAUGGAGAAUUAGUUGAUUAGAACAAUCUGACAGUGUAACUGGGUAUGAUGAUAUGGGUAUGAUAAUUGUGGAAUAUCGUGUAUCCACUAAAAUUGUCUAGGUUGUAAUGCCACAUUGUUUUCCUCCUCCUCUUUCUUCUUUUUUGUGAAGUUACAAUUUCCGGUACGCUGUGCGGCUUUUUAUUAAGUGUUCUUCAAGUGGCUGAACAAUUUCUAAGCACACUGUAAUGUUGCUUCUACAUCUUUAUUAGAAAAUUGGAAUUAUUGCUUAAUAAUAGAAAUAGCUAAGAACAGAACUAGGUGGUUAGAAAGCUGUACAAUUGAAGCUACUGACAGGUGUGCAUUUGCAGUUUCUUUAAGCAAGGGGGAAAAUGAGAGACAAAUAAAGCUUGGAAUCUAAAGCAGAAUAUUGAUAGAAUAGAAAGAACUGGCAAAUAAGGGAGUAUUAAAAAGAUUUUUAGAAUGCACGAUUGAAAGAUGUUUUGUGGGGAAUGGGGAUAGUAAAUAGCAGAACUAAGAACUAUAAGGGAAUGAAGAGUGGUAGAAAGAGUAUGGAGAAUUAGGAAUGGGUGAAAGAAUGAGACAAGUUCGUUAAUUAGAAUAAUCUGACAGUGUAAGUGGGUAUAAUGAUAUGGGUACGAUGAUAUGGAAUGAUGUGCAUCCAAAUUAAAUCGUCUAGGUUGCAAUGCCACAUUGUCUUCCUCCUCCUCCUCCUCCUCCUCCUCCUCCUCCUAUUUCUUUUUCAUUUUUUGUGACAUUAUAAUUUCAGUCAUGCUGUGGGGAUCUUCAUCAAGUGUUCUUCAAGUGGCUGAACAUUCUCCAAACACAUUGUAACAUUGCUAUAUAAGGGGAAGUGCCUGUACACUUUUUUUGGAAGAAAUUGUAAUUGUUGCUUAGUAAUUAUUGCAUUCUAAUUGGUUGCCCAUCUUUAUUUAUUAAAAUAGGGCUCUAGUAAUGCAUACAGGACACUGAUACCAAAAAUUUCAGAAAAGAAAUAUGUGUGUUUAAUUUAACAAAGUGGCUUCUCAGGAAUUGUUUAUUUUUGUUGUAUGUAAUGGCUGACUGGUUACUUUCUGACAAUAACAUGAACAGCAUUAAAUUGUUCAGAAAUAUCUUCUUUUCUUUAAAAGUAUCUUGAUUGCAGAUAGAAGUUGAGCAAAUCAUAUGUAUCUGAAGUGAUAUUUUUGCCAAUGACCUUCAUUAUUUUUAAAUGAUGCUGUCGUACUGAAGCCCAUCAAAAUUUCAUUAGUUGGUGUCUUCUUUGUGUAUAAUUUUUUUGUCAAGUAUGUGUAAUCUUUCACAAAUGAGUCCAUUGUAACAACUAAAUGCAUUCAGGUGAAAGCAGCAUGACACUGGGAAUAAAUCUCAUUUUAUGGAAUGUUUGGUGCAACAUUAUUUCUAAAUGUUAUUUGUCACUCUGAUCCUUUUUGACUUCCAGAGUGAUAGAGUUAAUAAUUUUUUUUAUCUUUGUGGUCUCCGUUCAACUUACAGACAUAAUUAUGUUUUUUUUGAGGGGGGGGGGGGGGGCAGGGCAUUUGAAAUUGACAGUUAAUAUUUCCAGCACACACAUUUCUGUUUUUCUAAAUUCUGAUCUGCUUCUUGUUAUGGAAAAUUAAUUAUGUUUGUUGCUGCUGCAAAAGAGGUUUCUUAUUUUCAUUCAAUCUUAAACUGUGAAGCAAAAAAACAUAGCACUCUGUACAAUCAUAUAAAUUAUAUGCAAAUAAAUUUUAGAUAUAAUUUUUAGCAUCAAAAGAUGUGGAACGAAACUCAUCUAUGGUAAAAAGGACAUUUAAUUUUGCUAUGAAACUUUAUAUCUGGAUAUAGAUAUUUUUGCUGACUUUAUGUCACCUGGUAAUAUUACACUCCUUUCUUGUGUGUGUGUUGUCAUACUUGGCUCAUUAAUAAGUUUUAUAUAGCACUGGUAGAAAAUAGUGACCAAAACUGCUGUUUAAAUUUCAUAUUCUUUUUAUUUUUACUAAUUUCAUCUUGUUUUCACACUGUUUACAGUUUUUUUCUGGUUCUUGUGGAACAUUUUUUACCAUGCAAGUCUCAUUUAUACUAUUGAGAGAUAACUGCCUAUUUUAGUUAACAUGAAUGUGAGACCACAGACUUUUGGUGGUAUGGAUUUGAUCAUGAUCUCUGCAAUUUUAGUAUUCAUUAAACCCAAAAUAAAAUGUGUUAUGUGCUAUUCUAAACAAAGUCUUAAAGAGAAAAAUAAAUUAAAAAAUGCAAAGUAAGAUCGCAGUAGUCAAGCAUGUAGAGUACUUUAUUUGAGUUUGUAAGUAUAUGAUGUUUGGACGUAGAAAAUUCAGUAGUAAACUAUAUUAUACAGCCAUUAUAUCAUCCAGACAUAUUCAAGUUGGAAUGAAGUAAUCCAUGCUUUGUAAUUUUACUUGUUUAGAGUGCAUCUGUAAUUGAAUUAGUGAAAGCUGUUAACACAGUUCAAAGAUUCAUUUCAUUUACUGACUGUAUAAGUACUGUAUUUACCUGAUUGUAAGACAAAUAGAUGACCUGUAUCUGAUGAAAUGGUUUCUUGAGAAUUUAGACACCUACUGUUGGAAAAUUCUGUUUUAUUCCCACUACCUUCAUUCUGGUAACUUUUUGAAUGGUAGGAAACCCUUCGUUGUUUUUAUGCUGUGCAUAAUGUACAAUGUGUUACCAUGAAACCUUCCCUGCUUAGGUUCCCUCUAAGUUUUCCAUGUAGAACAGGUGUUCUUUAAUGUAUUCUUCUUUUGAUGCCACUCACAAACAAUGGUUUCUAUUACACCAGACAUCCUACAUAUGUUUUGUGGCCUCUGCUUCAUUACUAAAAUUAACUUAAUGUCAAAAUAUGUGUGUGAUCAGUUGAACAUUCAUAAAUGUAUGUAUCCAUGUGAUUGAGUAGAAAAAUCCAUUUUAGAGUUGGGUUAAUACAGUAUGUCCUUCAUAACUUUGUGUCAACAUGUGAAUAUUUGUUUGUAAGUACAGCUUAAUUUAAUAUUAUUCUAAUGAGAUUUACUGACAAGUUAAAUACCAGCUAUAACAAAUAACAUCAUUUGUGUGUAUUAUGUGCAGAAACAGUAACUUUUUUUUUCCUCUGAAAAUGAUGUGAAUUAAGUUUGAUAAAUUGUUAUUGUCUUGAUUUUUUAUAUCAAUGUCUCAUUGGAUUUGUAUGAUGAUUAUGAUCAUCAUCUUGUGGGUGAGUUCAAGGCCAAUGAGCAGAAUGCUCUUAAUAGAUGACAUUAGUGUUUGUCAUCUUUCCGUUACCUGAAAUUUGGAGAGAUGGACAAAUUAGAAGUGUGUACCAUUUCAAACAUGAUUUUUGACAUCAUCAAUGAAAUGAACACCGAUAUUCAGUUGUAUUUUUCUGGUAGAACUCUGAAUAUCAUUCAGUUAAUUGCAUUAUGAUAAGGGAAGUUGCUAUUCACCACACACACGCACCAACACACGCGAACUUGUUGCUAUGGUGUAUAGCAGCUAUCCUUUUCAUAAUAUUGUCAUUAUUCCAUCCUGGAUUUUCAGUUGCUUGAUUCAGAUAAUUGUAAAUAAGCUAAAGUAUCAUUUGCAAGAAAGUAAGUGAUGUACUGUUAAUGCAUUUCUAAUUGGCAACAGACAUCUCUUAAAAUGUUCUUCAUUGCUUACAGUACCUUUAUCACAAAACUUGUUAACUAAUUACUGUAUAGCUUUCUGUUUUGUACUCUCUUUUGUGUUACUGGUAUUUAAGUCUGUUAAAAUGGAAGCCAUUAUUUUCAACCAUCUUCAAUACUUGUUUGUGAAUUUAAGAAAUAUUUUGUGUUAAAAAUACCUGGUGAAAUUUUCUGGCAUGUAUUAAUUUCUGUGGAAAAAUCUUAGUUCUGAAAAAAUGUUUAAAAUUUCAUAAAAGUGAGCCCUCUAAAUAUUUUUUUCAGAAGUGUGGUGAUAAAUUCCAUGCAUGAUGUAAUGUUAAAUAAUUUUCUUUAUUCUGAAUUGUAUGCAUAUAUUCAUAAGCAUUGUUACAAGCAGGAGUGUUGUUAUUUUGUUGUGAUCAAUGCUGUACUCUGUUAUGGAUAAGUAAACUGUAAUAUGUAGUGACAUAAGUAUUAUACUUUUGCAUGGUAGUUGGAAAGUAUAGAAAUAAUAACUGAUAAAAAAAGUUAGGAACUGUAAUGUGAUACAUUCAGAUAUAAAUGCAAGGCAUUUCACUGAUCUUGUAAAUGAAACUAUCUUACAGAUAGUAAAUGGUGUGUAUUCUCAAAUAAAAGUGUUUCAUUUACAGUUUGAGAAACUCUUGUUCCCAUUGUUCACUUGCCAGAGUUAAACUGGUAGGUACUGUAAGAAUGAAGCAAGUAGAAAUAAUUUAGGCUUGUAGUGAUAUGGACUUACCUUUUUUGUGUAUUUUGGUAGCAGAGUGAAUAUUUCUCUUUGAGGAAAAUGAAGGCACGAUCUAAUAAUGUAUCAUACUGACUACUUCAGCAAAUUACUUACUUGAAGAAGAAGAAGAGGAAUUAACUCAUUAGUUAGAUCAUGUUAGUAGCUUUGAAUUUACAGAGAGUGACAGGAAACAAAACAUUUUAUUUACAGACAUGGUUUCUGAAGAGUUCUCUUUUCUAACUAUAUUUCUGUAUGUUUUACAAUUUGAUUGUUAUUGAGAAUGAAUGUCACAGUUUCAUCUCAUUUAUAUCAGUGCAUCAAAGUUUCAUUGCUUCACCUGAAACUGAAAGAUUCCAAUAAAAAUUGUGAGUAAUGAUAAUUUCUGGAUAUCAAAUAGUGUAUAAAGGUUUAUGUAUCAAGUUAGAACAUUUGUUACAGGAUUUUAUGUUUGGUGAAGGAUAAAUUAUUUUCACUAUAAUUUUCAGACCAUCCUUUUCCAUUCACAAAAAUUGUAUGGAAAUGACUAUUGGUAAGACUGUUUAUAAGCUUGAAUUCCUCUACCUCUGAUUUAUUGUUUUAUCCAUUCUGUUAGAUAUAUGACAAAAGUUAUCUUUUACUAAAAGUUAGAGACAAAAUUGAUGAUAUGUCCACAUCAGUAUACCAUAUCUCCAUACUUUUCAUACUUUUCUUCAAAUAAAAUCAAAAGAAUAACCAAGGCAACCUUCGACAUUAAGUGAUAGACAGACACAUCAAGGAAAAAAGAUACAGGUGUGGCGGUGGGGGGGUAUGGUGGGGGGGGGGGGGGGGAGGUAUCCAUAUGGCAUGGUAUGUGAAGAAGCGAAGAAGCCACUAAAGUGUUGAUGGCCAGUCAUACGGAUGAAAAAACUAUUUACAGGUCAAGCUCAUAUUAAAAGCCUAGCUGCAACAGACUUGAUAUAUAGUAUGAUUGCUUGCACUAGUGACAUGGCUUGUGAUGUGAUAAAAGAUAUUUGUGGCAGAAUGGGAGUAUCAAAUGUUGUAUGAUGCAUUGUGUGGGUCUUCAACUGGUGUGUGUGUGUGUGUGUGUGUGUGUGUGUGUGUGUGUGUGUGUGAGUGAGAGAGAGAGAGAGAGAGAGAGAGAGAGAGAGAGAGACCCCCUGUGCAUGUGUGUGUGUUUGUGGAGGGAGAGGGGGAGGGGGAGAUGGGAUACCAUUUGGGAGAGCUAAGCUGGAUCUCAUUGAGAUGCAGUUCCACACCAAGUUAAUGUUUCUUAACAUUUGGGUAGCAAGUGUGAUUGAAAUAUUAGAAGUUUGAGAGGAUAUUACACAGGAGCUCUGCAACUGGGUCAGGUGGGGUGACAAAGUGUUUUGCAUUCUCAGUAAGGAACUGGGCUAUCACUGUGGCUGUGAAGAGUGAAUGGGAGAGGCCAUUCAGUGUCAAAUGGAAGGUAGAUAACAUGGUGGAAGUAUUGUUGAUUGUUGGCAGAUUUGAUGAGGAGAGAGAUUUUUAUAGAACCAUGGUUAGAAGUAACUGGCCCUAAUGGGUCAGUCGGGUUUGACUGACCGUCAUGUCUUCCUCUGACAAUGGCAUUAGAUGCGGUAUGGAGGGGUGUGCAGUCAGCACACCACUCUCCUGGUUGUUGGUGGGUUUAUUGACUUUGGAAUCGCUACUAAGUGGUUGAGUGGCUCCUCAUUUCUCCUCAUGAGGCUGCGUGCACCCCAUACCAGUCUUCCCACCAAGGAAAAAUCCUGACAGUACCAGGGAUUGAACGUAGGUCAACCACAUGGCAGUCAGCCACACUGACCACUCAGCUACAAAGGUAGACACAGAUAGAAGUGUAUGUACAUAAUAGCAGCUAACUGAGACAAAGAGGACCAGCUGAUAUAGAUAAUGAGAUGGCAUUAAGGUAAUACAGGAAGGGGACACAUUUUGAGUCCCUUUCAGGAAUGUAUCAUCAAUGUGUCUUCACCAGAUGGAUGUGUGUAGCAGUUUUAAUGGUUAGGAAGAACACCUCCCGGUCCUUCAUAAACAAGUUUGCAUACGAGGUUGCCAUAUGUGCACCCAUAGCUGUACUGAAGAUUUUUUGUAAAUCUUCUCUGUAAAGCUUUAUGUGUGAAUUUCUUGUGUGUUCUCCUUUUUGUUGGCUUUAAUGCAAGAAUGUCAUUCUUGCCUAUCUCACGGUUUGUACGGGGUAGGAGAAAUAAGCAGCUCUCAUCUGCUAUCAGUUAUGCACAUUUUGACAACCAUUUCCUUGGAGAGGUUUCAUAAAAAUUAUAACAACAGGUUUUGUAAAUUUUCUUUGUUUCAAAUUCCUAACAGAAUAGUUCAGAGGAACAAGUCGUCAUGUCAGAAACCAAAUUCAUUUCUAUCAUAAUGUUGUUGUUCAUCAUUGGUGUUCUUUGGCUUUAGUGAGGAGGAUUAUUCACUGUAAAGAAUGAUGUGAUACUUGCCUCAUUACUUCCAGUACUCACACCUCUUCUCCGUUGUUACAGAUCUUCUAUUUCAAAACAAACUGACCAUUUGUAUCAGUGCUGAAAGUUUAUUGUAAGGGUGAAUUUGCAAGAAAAUUUAAUACAUCUGGUGUAAAGACUGUAUAGCCCAAAGAUUGCUGUGGUUGAUGAAACUAACAUGAGUGAUGUUAAUGUUUCAUGAUAGGUUUCAUAUUUGACUCCUUCACUGCUAUUUUUGUUAGCUUUUUUGUUUUGUUAGCAAUUGUCAUUUACUAAAGUGCUUGAUUUUUUUUUUUUUUACACACCAUUGUUCUUCAAUAUGUUGUCGCUGUUUUCUUUUGUGCGAGUACUAUAAAACUGGAGCUUUGAUCCUAACUUGAUAAUUUUCUAGUCAUAAACUGUCAGUGUUCAGUUGGCUUUAAAAUAGAAGCCUUUUGUGAUGCUUCUAGUCAUUUUGUGAGGUUACUUUUUAAAUUGUAAAUUUCUGUAAGCUCUCUGUUUGGACUCACAAAUUGCAAUAAGCAUUUGUGUUUGCUUCUUCUCUUCUCUUUUUAAACGUAAUUUAUAUCUAUUUGCAAUGUUUAUUAUGUCUUUAAAUAUAAUUAAAUUCAUUAGUUGCAUGACCUACUAAUUUUAAAGUGAACAUACAUGAUGGUGUAUACUAUUCUGCAGAUUUUAUUCUUUGUGGUUAAGUGAUUAUGCAGUGUCUUUUAGAAUAUUAAGUUGGAAAAUCAUUUUGUUUACAAUUUUCUUUCUGUUUGUCAACCUUUUUUAACUUUUUAAUAUCACUUAGACUGUUUGUAUGAUUUUUAAUAGAAAUUUAAGCUUUUUGUUCCAGUGCUCACAGUUCAGUUUUUCUUUUAAAUUUUGCACAGUUCCUUGAUUGAUUAUGUUGUUAAUGCACUAUUUAUUUCUAUCUGACUGUGUUUUUUGUUACUGGAAUUUGAAAAGAUAUUCUAAAUAAAUCCAACAAUUCUCAAAAAAAUCA